AUGAUUUAAUAAACUUAAGAACAUCUAUAUGAAUAAAACAAAAAGCUCACAGAAGAAAAAUAAAAAUUAUAAUUGGCUGUUUAUAGUCUGAACAGGCAAAUAUAAAAUUUGACUUUCUUUAUUGAAAAAUCAAAAAAACUUCAAGAAAUUGUUAAUAAACUGAAUUAAGAGCUAACUCAUCUCAAAAGAGAUAAUGUAUAUUUACAAGAAGCUCUAUUGAGUUUUAAAUUAAAGCACAGUUAAGAGAAUAUAUAAAAUCUUGAAGACGAACAGUAAAGAAUUAUUGAAAAUGUGAGAAACUAUUAUGAGGAUGAGUUAAAUGAUUUGAAGUAAGAAAAUUAAAAAUUGCAUGCAAUUAUAAAAGAAUUGAAUGCAAAAUAAUCAUAGGCACUUUAGGUCUCUGCAACAAAAUUAGUAGAGAUUGGAAAUAAAAUUGAUAAAAAAUUAGGUGAAUAAAAUCAUCGAAGAAUUUUGAGCAAUCCAACUCUUCAAUCACCUAAAGGUAUGUCACAAGAAAUAUAUUAAAAUUUGAUAUAAUAACUAACAAAUCAAACAGAUGAUAAAUCUAUUUUAACUUCCAUGUAUUCUAAAUAAUUAAUUGCUAGAUCUAAAACUAAGCUUUAGGAUUCUAGUCUUUUUACAAAGUCCUAACCAAAAAUAAUCCAUCCUCUUGGAAUCAAUAGCAAUUAAUUUGAAUAAUUGUUACCAAACCUCGUAAACGUUAUCAAAAAAUGA
Messenger RNA from Paramecium primaurelia, 735 nucleotides. NCBI's taxonomy places the organism in Eukaryota, Ciliophora, Oligohymenophorea, Peniculida, Parameciidae. The record is from the annotation of a GenBank genome assembly.